Molecule: messenger RNA, 745 nt
Organism: Lucilia cuprina (Australian sheep blowfly)
Lineage: Eukaryota; Metazoa; Arthropoda; Insecta; Diptera; Calliphoridae
Gene: ND-B16.6
Product: NADH dehydrogenase [ubiquinone] 1 alpha subcomplex subunit 13
Exons: 4
Coding region: 144-593 (149 amino acids)
Source: RefSeq, a predicted model, not a curated record
UUGACAUAUAAAAAAUUUGUAAACAAAUGUUUGAAGGUUGGUAGCACUGCUGUUAUGCAAACGACUGAUUGUCAAAAAAAUUGACAAAUUGCAAUUUUCCUCAUUUUUUUACAGCAGCCUAGUAAACACAACACAGGCCCAACAUGGAUGCUGCCAAAAAACAAGAUAUGCCACCACCAGGAGGCUAUAAGAAAAUUCCUUUUGCCCGUGUACCAGCUAAAUCCUAUUUUACGGGUUGGCAAAUGUUGGGUGCUUAUGCUGCUGUUACCACUGUCGGCAUGUACAUUUACUAUUUGAAUGCCAAAAUGAUUAAACGCGAAGAGAUUGAAAUGCGUUCGGCUCAGAAUGUCAUCUUUCCCAUUUUGAUUGCUGAACGUGAUCGUGAGUACUUGAAACAAUUGAGACGCAAUCGUGAUGAAGAAGCCAAAUUGAUGGCUAAUGUUCCCGGCUGGGAGGUUGGCACCUGGUAUGGUGAACCCGUUUUCAAAACAUUGCCCAAAGACAAAUUGGUCGAUCCUAGCUUUAGCGAAUUCUAUGUUCACAGCGAUUGGAAGGCUUUGGCUAAGCGUGCUCACAUCAAAUUGUGGUCUUAAAAAGUUCAACAAAUUGUUGUUUUCCUUUUAAAGGAAUUAACCUGCAAAACAGAAGCUUUUUCCUUUUUUAGUUUUAAUUAAGCGGUGAAAUCUUUAUGGUAUAAAAAACUAUUUAGAGAAAAUUUAUGAAUAAAUCGAAAGAAAUUCACAAA